AUGGAGGGCCGCGACCCCACCGUCCGCAUCGCGGUGGUAGGGGACCCUGGCGUGGGCAAGACGAGCCUCAUUACCGCCGCUGCGACGGAGACCUUCCCUGAUCACCCCCCUCCCGUGCUCCCCCCCGCCAUCCUCCCCGCCGAAACCGUGCCGGAGUGCGUGCCGGUGGUCAUCACCGACACCUCCUCCCGCCCCGAGGAUGCAGCAGCCCUGGAGCUGGCGGUGCAGGAGGCCUCCGUGGUCGUCCUGUGCUUUGCCAUGGACAGGCCGAACACCCUGGCCAGGGUAUCCAGGCACUGGAUCCCGGAGCUGCGCCGGAUGGCGGGGGGCGCCCACGUCCCGGUGCUGCUGGUCGGGUGCAAGGCCGAUGCCCGGCCCGCCGACCACACCCUGCAAGCGGCCGUCGUGCCCAUCCUGCAGAACAACCCCGCCGUGGAGACGUGCAUGGAGUGCUCCGCCAAGAAGCUGCAGUACGUGGGGGAGGUGUUUUACCUCGCGCUCCGGGCGGUGGUGCACCCCACCGCCCCCCUCUUCGACGCCCAGGCCCAGACCCUGAGGCCCCUCUGCUCUCGCGCCCUCAAGCGCAUCUUUAUGCUCUGCGACAAGGACAAGGAUGGGAUUCUCAACGAGGCGGAGCUGAACGCCUUCCAGAUCCACUGCUUCAAUGCCCCUCUCCAGACCGAGGAGUUGAUAGGCGUGAAGCAAGUCGUCGCGGAGCGAGUUCCCGAGGGCGUCCAGAACGGCGGGCUAACCCUGCCGGGCUUCAUCUUCCUGCAUGCGCUGUUCAUCGAGAGGGGGCGGCUGGAGACCACGUGGGCGGUACUGCGGCGGUACGGCUACAACAACGACCUGGUGCUGUCCCAGGAGACGCUGUCUGCCGUGAACUUCUCGCACGCCCCAGACCAGGUGUUGGAACUGUCGGAGGAGGGGCGUGCCUUCUUCACCAGCGUGUUUGAGCGAUGCGACGUCGACGAUGAUGGCGUCCUCUCGACGCGGGAGCAGGAGGAGAUGUUCUCCACCUCGCCCGGCAGCCCAUGGUCCACCCCCGCCUACGAUGGCGUGCUGGUGGAGACGAGCAAGCGCGGCCUGCUGUCCCUGCGCGGCUUCCUGGCCAAGUGGGCGUACACCACCGCGACCGAGCCGGAGGUCACCCUCGCCUACGCCCUCUACUUCGGGUGA
Messenger RNA from Auxenochlorella protothecoides, 1179 nucleotides. Its product is annotated as Mitochondrial Rho GTPase. The record is from RefSeq and is a predicted model, not a curated record. Gene Ontology annotation, cellular component: mitochondrial outer membrane. Lineage: Eukaryota; Viridiplantae; Chlorophyta; Trebouxiophyceae; Chlorellales; Chlorellaceae. Gene Ontology annotation, biological process: small GTPase-mediated signal transduction; regulation of mitochondrion organization; mitochondrion organization. Gene Ontology annotation, molecular function: GTPase activity; calcium ion binding; GTP binding. The transcript is spliced from 5 exons. Bases 1 to 1179 code for a protein of 392 amino acids.